Brienomyrus brachyistius is the source of this 3555-nucleotide messenger RNA. RefSeq names its product piggyBac transposable element-derived protein 3-like. The coding region runs from base 1786 to 3483 and encodes 565 amino acids. The record is from RefSeq and is a predicted model, not a curated record. NCBI's taxonomy places the organism in Eukaryota, Metazoa, Chordata, Actinopteri, Osteoglossiformes, Mormyridae. The transcript has 4 exons.
AAAAGGAACAGGAGGGAUUUGAACAUAGGAGUGGAGAGCUGAUUUUGGAGCGGAGACUCUGCAAGUGGAUUCCCUACAUCUUAUUGGCGAGCCAGCGAGAAGAAGGGGCCAACAACUCGUAGAGUCAUCUGAGAACUUUUUUGGCUGAUAUUUUCCUCAAGAAGAGAUUUCUUCACCUACGAGAGAGAAGACUGACCAGAAAACUUAAUUCCAGACGUGCCACCUUCUUCUGUGAACCGAAGGACCCAGAAAGAAUCACGAUUGUGAGUAUAACUGGUUUGCGAAAUCAGACGUCCGCUGAGACGAACAGUAAAGUAAUAUAGGAAAUGGGGAGUAAUUCAAGACUUCGGCAUGAGAAUUCUGCCUAAGGUUGACCUGUUUAUUAGUAAUAGAGGGUAAACAGAAGGUGUGUUUGUAGAGGAACUGGGCUUUGGUAAGGAAGCACCAUCAGGAUUCGCCACAUUGUAACCCUGUGUCCUUGAGAGAAACCACCACCGUAGGUAUAUUGUGUACCUUUUAUACUGUGAGAGUUUAAAUUUAUACUCAGAACCUACAAUGAUGGAGUGGGCCAUCGAAUAUGUUGCAAAGCAUUGCAAGAAGGGAUCAUAUGGAUCUCUCGCAGAUAAGUUAGACCCUCUAGAGUGGCUAGAGGAGGCAUGCAGGGAGAGGAACGUGAAAUGUUCCAAGAAAAAGCAGAGGCAUGCUAACGUGUUACAGGCCUUGCUGGAAGGACAAUGAGAAAUUAAGGGCAGACUUGCAAGUUCGCAGUCUGAGUGUACUCAGCAUAGAGCAUAGGAGUACAAUCGGUGAAUUGAGGGAUUUGUUUUGGAAAUGAAAGCGAAGUUUCACGGUUUCAGCUUCGGGUCUGCACAGAAACGUUUUCUAACAGUGUGGUCUGAGGAAUCGUAAAAGAUAUGCGUUAAUAUAUCCUAAUUUGAAACAUAGUUGAAUCCCCAUUUCUCUUGAUUCGGCAAUUUCAGUUUCCCGAAAGUAUUUGAUAGAAUAAAUUCAUGCAUUUGCCUACUGCCUGUAGCAAUCAGUGUUAAUCUGAUUUUCAGUUUUAAAGUUCGAUCAGGGCUAAAUGACAAAUUAAUUAAUGUAUGUCAUUAAAAUUACCCUGGCAUGAUAUUUACAUUAUAAAUGUACCGACAGACAAAGCAUUUUUAUAGAUGCUAAUUAUAUAGAAACAGAUUGCGGUCCAAAUAUAUAAUUACGACAUAAUAAAAAAAGACUUUCACGUGCACGUGUAUGUUUCCGUAUCACAUUCAAUCAGUUAUUUUUGAUAUAAUAAAUACAUACAGUUGAUGUCUGCAACAAUCUGUGUAACCUUAUUCAGUUGUAAAAGUUAGAGCUAAAAGAAAUUGAUUUACGUAUAUUGGUAAAAGAACCCUGGCAUAAAAUUAGCGCGAUAUAUGCAUUAUAAAUGAAUCACUAAGUAAGAAUGAAAUAUUGUUAAUUUGAGGGGUGCCAAAAUGCUAUGUAAUGUGUGAUUUUCAACCUUUUGUUAUAAAUAAUAAUAAUGCCAUAGUGCACCUUGCACGGAAACAUUUUGUACGCUACAUAUGAAACAUUGCAUAGCUAUGGGCACACAAAAGACUGUAGAUUACUCCGGACGGGUGUGCAUGAAGUAGGAUGUGCAGUUAUGAGCACUCAAAAGUGCUAAUUACUCAGUCUGUGGGCGUGGCUGUGGGCAUGUUCUGAUGUAACAGAAUAAAAGUUGACACAUAGAUCCAGGUUAAUCAAUUGAUUUCUUCUUGGUACUGUGUGGAGUGAACAGGCACUGCGAUGGCAAACAAGAAGCAGUACACCCCUUCGGAAGCUUUGGCCAUCCUGAAUACAAUGAAUGAUUGUGACUCUGAUGGUGGCGAAGAACUCACUUUAAUUGUUGAAGAAGAUGAAGAUACGGAUACAGAUGGGCACUCGGCCAUGUCAGCAGAUGACGAGGAUGGUACAUUAGAUAAAGAGAACAGCAGCCCUCCCCGCAAGAAACAUGUGGUAAUUCAGAAGGACACUGCCGGUGGACUUUGCAUGAAGGCUAAAGAUGGCACUGUUUGGGAAAAAGAAGAUGUUGGACGUCUCCCUGCCAGUGAUCCCUCUGCAUGCUUUUCCUUCAGUGAGACAGCAGGGCCUACAGAGCACGCCAAGAGUAGAAUCACAAGCCGACUGCAGAGUUUUCUGUGUUUGAUCGACAUAGGGAUGCUGAUGACCAUCAGGGAUUGCACGGUCCAUGAAGGCUGCAGAACAGACCCCAGCUGGACCCUUUCUCUCUGCGAGCUGAUGGCAUUCAUAUCAAUUUUGUUCACGAAAGCAACGACAAGCCCAGUUGGUGCAGUGGUUGAUGCCUGGUCUGAAUUAUUUCUGGUGCCAGCAAUCAGGAAUACAAUGUCCCGUGACCGCUACCAAGCAAUCAUGAGAUAUUUGCGCUUUGAUAACAAGGACACCCGUGCAGAACGAGCAAAAACUGACAGAUUUGCAGCAAUUUCAGACAUCUGGCAACGUUUCAUUCGUAACUGUAUUUCAAGUUACAACCCAGGCCAGCAUCUUACUGUCGACGAGCAGCUGUUUCCGACCAAGGUCUGUUGUCCUUUCUUGCAAUACAUUGCUACAAAGCCUGAUAAAUUUGGUAUCAAGUUUUGGAUUGCAGCUGAUUUACAGACCAAGUACAUGUGCAACGCUAGUCCGUACUUGGGAAAAGAUCCCAGUCGUCCCACGGGAGAAAGACUUUCUGAGAAUGUCGUCACAAAGCUCAUGGAACCAUAUCUGGACAAGGGCAGAACUGUUACAACCGACAACUUUUUCACAUCUCUGUCUCUGGCUAACCGACUACUGAAGCGCAACACGACUCUGCUUGGCACCAUAAAUAAGAAACGACGGGAACUUCCACCUCAGGCUAAAGAUGUGUCAAGACUCAAGGAAUUAUCCACACAAGUGUUUAGAACAGGCUCUGUUAUUCUGACAGUGUAUGCACCCAAAAAGAAGAAGUCUGUCUGCAUUCUGAGCACCUUUCACCGGAACGUGGAGAUCGGCAUGGAUCGGAAAGAAAAACCAAACACGGUCACAGACUACAACUGUAUGAAGUGUGGUGUCGACAUCAUGGACCAGAAGGUGCGUGCGUACACGGUGCGUGCAGGAACACGCCGGUGGCCAGUUGCCGUGUUCUACAACAUCCUUGACCUGGCAGCGAUGAACGCCCACAUUCUGUACAAGGCAUGUACAGGAUCCACAGAGAAAAGACGAGUGUUCAUGGCCCACCUUGCAGAGGAACUUCGGCGUCGAUUUAUGCAAGAAAAAGAGAUUGAAAAAGAAAUGAAGACACAGCUUAGACAAGCUUCUGUUCCUCAGCUUGCCACUGGAAAGAGGACUCAGUGUCAGGUGCUCCGUCACUGUAAUAGGAACCACAGUACAGAGAGAUGUGUGCAGUGUGACAGGUACACCUGUCGCAAGUGUAGGAAGGAGGGUCCUUGGGUGUGUGACGACUGUUAGUGGAUAGAAAAGGUUUUGUAUCUUUUGUGUAUGUGCUUAUUUUGUGUAAUAAAUGUGUAUGUUCCACUUGAA